AUGAGUUCUAAUGUAAAUAUCACCAACCACAAAUUAGUACAUUCGCCAUUAUUAGAAGCUAAAGUAGUAAUUUUAGGAAGUCAAGGUGUUGGGAAAACUUCAUUAGUUGUACGUUAUGUUCAAAAGACUUUUUCGCCAAAUUGUACGUCAACAAUUGGAGCUUCUUUUAUGACAAAGAAACUUGUUGUAGAUGAUUGUAAAGUGAGACUUCAAAUAUGGGAUACAGCAGGUCAAGAACGAUUUCGAUCGAUGGUUCUAUAUGAUAUUACAUCAGAGGAAAGUUUUUUGGAUAUGAAUGCUUGGAUUGAAGAAUUACGCAAAAAUAUGACGAAGGAUCUAAUAGGUAAUAAAAUCGACCUUGCUCCUAUUGAACGCGCUGUACCGUUUAAAAGAACACAAGAAUAUGUUUCGCGUGUUUUAGGAAGCGAUUAUGCGGUUCAUGAGGUUUCGGCUAAAGAUGAUAAUGGUAUUGAAGAAUUGUUUCUUCAAAUCACACGUAGACUUGUUGAGCGCAAAAACGAUUACGGAAGGCAAAUUUUUAGACCAAAUACUGUUUUAAAAAAGCCUGAUGAUAAUGAAACAGAAAACACCGCACGAUGUGGUGAGAAAUGUAAAAGACGCUAUUACCAGGUUGGAUGGUUUGGACAAGAAGGUUGGUUUAGUAAUGAAGCAAGCGAAGACAUAUCGAAAAAUUUAACUACAAUGAAGACAAUUCUUUUUGGAGAAGGAGAGAAUGAUCCCGUACCGGAAAUAGUCGCACAAUUAGCACAAGAAGUUUACAACAAUGACAUUUUGCAAUUACUAGUCAUUAAUAUCGGGAGAUUUGAAUUCGAAGCAAGCGAAGAAAGACGUGUCACAAAUAUUCAACAACCUUCUAAGAAGAAAAAUUGGUUCGUUAACGCCAACCCGCUUAAUUGCGGAAUGAUCCUGAGAGAAUGCAUUCGACAUGAAUCACUGACUAAAAUCAUUUUAUAUUCACCUCAGUUUUAUAAUUUUUUUGAAUAUGUUGAAAUGAAUACUUUUGAUAUUGCUAGCGAUGCAUUUGCAACAUUUAAGGAAAUUUUAACACGCCAUAAAACUUUGGUGGCCGAGUUUUUGGAUACCAAUUAUGAUAAAUUUUUUGAGUCUUAUACUGAUUUAUUAGAGUCAAAUAAUUAUGUAACUAAACGACAAUCUCUAAAGUUACUUGGUGAAAUUUUGCUGGACCGUUCUAAUUUCACCGUAAUGACAAAAUACAUCGAAAAAGCAGAUAAUUUGAAAUUGAUGAUGAAUUUACUUAGAGAUAAAAGUCGAAACAUUCAAUUUGAAGCUUUUCACGUGUUUAAGCCAGAUAUGGAAGUUAUUAGUACAACGCAAAAUAACGGAUUUGUCCGGUAA
Diversispora eburnea is the source of this 1377-nucleotide messenger RNA. The record is from the annotation of a GenBank genome assembly. NCBI's taxonomy places the organism in Eukaryota, Fungi, Glomeromycota, Glomeromycetes, Diversisporales, Diversisporaceae.